GGUCACGUGACGCCGGGGGUAUAUUGCAGGCAGGAGGACAACAGCGCGAGCAGAGCCGAGCUGAACGUCCGAGCUGCGUCCGGUCCAGCUCCAAGCUUCGACUUGUUGCCGCUUACGCCGUUCGGUCCAUAAGGCCAUUACUUUCCAACUUCAGCUACAGUGUUAGCUAAGUUUGGAAAGGACAAACGGGGAGAAACGCCGCGACUGCAUCUAUCUCAUUGUUCACUAUUAGCCGGGAGUCGACCUCCUUUGCUUUAACAGAGGAGACAGCGUCAAGACAGAAACCUGCGCUCAUUUGGCUGUUUGCGCCACCUGGACCCCUCUAACAUGGAUAACUGUGCACCUAAAAAGACAUGCGCUGAGUCUCUGCGGGACUUCUUCACUUCAGCUAAGUUUCUUAUUUACAUGGGCCACGCUCUGUCGACAUGGGGCGACAGAAUGUGGAACUUUGCCGUGGCCGUCUUCCUGGUGGAACUGUACGGGAACAGCCUGCUGCUGACGGCCGUCUACGGGCUGGUGGUGGCCGGCUCCGUGCUGCUGCUGGGGGCCAUCAUUGGGGACUGGGUGGACAAAAACCCCAGACUCAAAGUGGCCCAGACUUCGCUGCUUGCCCAGAACAGUUGCGUCAUCCUGUGUGGGAUCCUCCUCAUGCUUGUUUUCCAGUUCAAAGAGCAGCUUGUGGAGCUCUACAAUGGAUGGAUUCUGACCACUUGCUACAUUUUGGUCAUCAGCAUCGCCAACAUUGCCAACCUGGCCAGCACAGCGAUGGCCAUUACCAUCCAGAGGGACUGGGUUGUGGUGGUGGCAGGUCAAGACAGCAGCAAGCUGGCAGACAUGAACGCCACAGUGCGGAUCAUUGAUCAGCUGACCAACAUCCUGGCUCCCAUGUUGGUGGGUCAGAUCAUGGCCUUUGGUUCCCACUUCGUUGGCUGUGGCUUCAUCUCUGGCUGGAACCUGUGCUCUAUGUGUGUGGAGUACGCUCUGCUGUAUAAGGUCUACCAGAAGACGCCAGCGCUGGCGAUGAAAGGGGGGCAGAAGGAGCAGCAGCAGGAACUCAAACAGCUGAGUUUGCCGACAGAUGUGGAAAACAGCCAGAGUCCCGAGGAGUGUUCUCAGCCACUGAUGAAUGAAACCUCGGCUGUUGCUAAGCCCGACUCUUCUGAGGAGCAGGGCUGUUGUUACCAGGUGACUGAGCCUCUGCGCACCCUCAAGGCCGGCUGGGUGGCCUACUACAACCAGAACAUCUUCUUCGCCGGCAUGUCCCUGGCGUUCCUCUACAUGACUGUGCUGGGCUUCGACUGCAUCACCACGGGCUAUGCUUACACACAGGGCCUCAACGGAUCAGUGCUCAGCCUGCUAAUGGGGGCCUCGGCCAUAUCGGGUAUCUGUGGCACCGUAGCCUUCACCUGGGUUCGCAAGAAGUGCGGCCUCAUCCGCACCGGCUUCAUCUCGGGUGUGGCUCAGCUGUCCUGCCUAAUGCUGUGCGUGAUCUCCGUCUUCGCUCCUGGCAGCCCCUUCGAUCUCAGCGUCUCACCCUUCAAAGACCUUUACACCCACCUGAUUGGAGAGAAGAGCCUGCCAGAGGUUGACCAAAGCCUAGCCACCAUCCUGGGUGGGAACAGCACUACUCCUGCUCCUGCUGAAGAGAUGCCACCGCUGCAGUCCUACAUGUCUGUCGCUUUGCUGUUUUCUGGCGUCAUUGCUGCAAGAGUUGGCCUGUGGUCUUUUGACCUGACAGUGACGCAGCUCAUCCAGGAGAAUGUGAUCGAGUCCGAGCGUGGCGUGAUCAACGGCGUCCAGAACUCCAUGAAUUACCUCCUAGACCUGCUGCACUUCAUCAUGGUGAUUCUGGCCCCGAACCCCGAAGCCUUCGGCCUGCUUGUCAUCAUCUCUGUGUCCUUUGUGGCCAUGGGUCACAUGAUGUACUUCCGAUUUGCCUUCAAAAGUCUGAGAAGCCGCCUCUUUCUCUGCUGCUCGCCGGAACAGAAGGUGGAGACAGUAGACAGCCUAUCGCUGCCUACCACUGUCUAAGCUAUGGAGACUCUGUCCUGGGUACAUAUCCGUCAAGCCUUACCUGACCCUGCAUCUUCUUUAACUAAUACCACUGCAGAAUGCUAGUAUUCACACCCAGCCAUUAACAUAACGUGAAUUAUCAGCAGAAGGAGGUGAGUAUAGAGCUUAGUUAGAGAAAAUCUAGUAGUAGCAGUAAUAGUAGUUGUAGUAGUAGUGAAGCUUUAGAAAAAGUUAGUGGGUAGCUCAAGUUAGAUAAAGAAUUUCUACAGCAUGUACAGUAAGAACUCAGCCGAGCUCUGCAGCCUUUAACACAUACAUGCACUGUCACACAAGGGUCCAUCACCGCUGGGCUUAACCCCAUUUUGGGUGUUGUUAGAAAUCAGUGGAUCAGGCUGUACUGUACCAGUACAACCAUACUACAGCAUGGGUCCUGCUGUACAAGGAUUCAAAGGUGCUUCUGCUAACAAAGUCAAAAUGAGGGAGCAGGAUGCAGGGAGGCAGGCACCGAGGCCUGGGUUUAGUGGGAUGGGCGACCCUCGGCCAGGCCAGCGGUGCUGCGGCUGUGCCUGCCAGUCUAGUCUCAGACGCAUCAACUCACAUCAGCACGUGUGACGAGCAGCCCGUGGAUGUGACCAAAUGCAAGCUAGGAUGUAGUGUCGUGUAAUAGGUGGCUAUGGGAUUAAGCAUAUUUAUUCAGGAAACGCAGUUUAAUGGGUUUUUAUGAUAUCAGUAUUGUAUGCGCUUCUGAUUGUGCCAUAAGAGAUAAAUCCUAUGCACCUUUCUCAAUAGUUCUCUCCGUUACCAAAGUCAAAGUCCAUAUGCAGCAUAGAAGGAAGCGAGGGAAAGCCAUUAUCCAACUCAGACAUGUCCCACACAUUAACACUCAGCUGUUUGUUGGGGACAGCAGGUUUCAGUUCACUCAUGCAAUUAGAUACAAUUAGACUACAUACUUCUAACUCCACUGACACUGUGCUUAGCUGUCUUUUUCUGAUAGAUGGAACCAGUUUCUUUGUGAUUUUUUUGUUUCACUUCUUUAGAGUGAUUUUUGUUGUUACACAGGCACUUUAAGUGAUUGACAUCUGUCAUUACAUCCAAUGCAAGUUCAGAGUUCAGACACUUCAUCAGGACUUUUGCACAAGGCUGAGGAGCUGACCCUCCCCCACCUGUAUGUACACCCCCACCCAGAGAAAGGCCCAGGUCUGUUCACACAGUGGUUUUUAGGGCACAUACUUUAAAUGCUUAGCACAACGUUUUCAGAAAGUCUUCUCCGCUCCUUAGUCUGCCAGGGAGCUGAGUCAGCAACACUUAUCUCCCAGUUGCUGCUUCCGGCUGAGCUGCCAACAAACCCUGGACUUGCCUCUGUCUGGGCUUCUGCGCUUUUACUCUGAGCUUCAACCGUUUACUCCUGUUGUGUGUCCUUCGUGUGCUGACAUAUUAUUUAGCUUUGCAGCGCUAAUAUGUUUCAUGGUGUUCUUCCUGUGAGGUGAUUUAACAGAUUAAACUUUAUAAUGACCUUAAAAUCACAGAUGCUGAGAAGUUAGCUUUAUUCUAAAGAUCUCAAACUACUGUUUGUAUCUUAAACUAAUGUAGCUUUAGUUAGUAGCUGUCUACAUUAAAAUAUCUGACACUUUAAUGUAAUGUAGCUUUGUUGAACAUACACAUGGCCACGUCCAGACAGUUAGCAGCUGCAGCCCACCAAUGGAAACUCAUCCAGUGUAGUCUGGGGAAAUAUUUAGGUUGGAAACAGGUAUCCACACCAGACACUGGAGAACAGAAGCCUAAUUCUUGUCCAUUCCGCUAAAACUUGGGUGGGAGUCAGAACAUCUGCAGGUGUGGUGUCCCACAAGGAGCAGACUCUCUGGAACUGGACCUUCGUUCUCAUGACCCGUGCAGGUUUAUGGAAAACCUCAAAUUAGCUUUUUGAACGGUCUGAUGAUUCAGGAAUAUGCCAUGUGGCCAUUAACUGUGUUUUCAAUGUAAAUAACAUUAGUAGGCAGUUUAAACUUACAUGAAUAUACAAUUGGAAAAUGUACCAGUAAUUGUUGUGUAUCAAGGUGUUUGUCUUUUUUACGUUUUUGUAAACCUAGUCCUUGACAUUGUGUCUUUUUUUCACACGUUUGAAAUUGUGUGUAGAAUCAUUUGUGUUCUGGUAUAAUCACACUCCACUGGGUAAGAGAAUGAUGCUAUGCUUGUACUGCAUACAGUUCAUUCAAUAAAGGAAACUUUACAAUCA
Molecule: messenger RNA, 4246 nt
Organism: Betta splendens (Siamese fighting fish)
Lineage: Eukaryota; Metazoa; Chordata; Actinopteri; Anabantiformes; Osphronemidae
Gene: slc40a1
Product: solute carrier family 40 member 1
Exons: 8
Coding region: 328-2031 (567 amino acids)
Biological process (GO): iron ion transmembrane transport
Cellular component (GO): basolateral plasma membrane
Molecular function (GO): peptide hormone binding; iron ion transmembrane transporter activity
Source: RefSeq, a predicted model, not a curated record